AUUUGUUGUUCAUUUAACGCCGCUGACCGAACUGCCAAAUUGCUCCAACAAAUCGGUCACGUGAUCAAAAUAUGUUAUACGUGUCGAGUAGUAUUGCCCACACUGACAGAAACCGGUACGUUUUGUUCACUACGAUUCGGAAUACGUGUGUGUACGGCUCUAUACUUUCGAUGCAUUCGUACAGAUUCUCUUUGACAUCGAACCAGCAAGCAACGCGAAUGUAAAAGUGGUGUUCGAGUUGAAUCUUUUUUUUCCUCCUUUUUCUUUCGGCAAUAGUCAAAACGACCGAAAUACACAAAAAAAAUAACUAAAAUCGAAUAGUUAGCGAUUUAAAUUCGCUAGUUUGUCCGCAAUUUAUUUGUAAAAAAAAAUUAAGCAAACGUAUUAGACAGAAAAAAAAACUCCGACAAAAUGGGAAUUAAAUUUUUGGAAGUAAUUAAGCCAUUCUGCAGUAUUCUGCCUGAAAUUGCAAAACCAGAGCGAAAGAUUCAAUUCCGAGAAAAGGUGCUAUGGACGGCCAUAACACUGUUCAUUUUCUUGGUAUGCUGUCAGAUUCCGUUGUUUGGAAUCAUGAGCUCCGAUUCGGCCGAUCCAUUCUACUGGAUUCGUGUCAUUUUGGCAUCGAACAGAGGUACACUCAUGGAAUUGGGUAUUUCACCAAUUGUCACAUCCGGUUUGAUUAUGCAAUUGUUGGCCGGAGCGAAAAUCAUUGAAGUCGGUGACACACCAAAGGAUCGUGCAUUGUUCAAUGGUGCUCAAAAAUUGUUCGGUAUUGUCAUUACCGUCGGUCAAGCCAUUGUUUAUGUAAUGACUGGCAUGUAUGGUGAUCCAUCGGAAAUUGGAGCCGGUGUCUGCUUGUUGAUCAUUAUCCAAUUGUUCGUUGCCGGUUUGAUUGUGUUGCUUUUGGAUGAACUUUUGCAAAAGGGCUACGGUUUGGGAUCGGGUAUUUCACUUUUUAUCGCAACAAACAUUUGCGAAACCAUUGUAUGGAAGGCAUUCUCACCGGCCACCGUUAACACUGGCCGUGGUACAGAAUUCGAAGGUGCCGUGAUUGCAUUGUUCCACUUGUUGGCCACACGUCAAGACAAAGUGCGUGGUUUGCGCGAAGCUUUCUAUCGUCAAAACUUGCCAAAUUUGAUGAACCUCUUGGCUACCGUGCUCGUUUUUGCCGUGGUCAUAUACUUCCAAGGAUUCCGUGUUGAUGUACCAAUCAAAUCAGCACGUUACCGUGGCCAAUACAGCAGCUAUCCAAUCAAAUUGUUCUACACAUCAAACAUCCCAAUUAUCUUGCAAUCGGCCCUUGUCUCGAAUUUGUACGUCAUUUCGCAAAUGUUGGCCGUGAAAUUCCACGGUAACUUUUUGAUCAACUUGCUCGGUGUUUGGGCUGAUGUUGGUGGUGGCGGUCCAGCCCGUUCAUACCCAAUUGGUGGUCUCUGCUACUAUUUGUCACCACCAGAAAGUGUUGGACACAUUUUGCAAGAUCCAAUCCACGCUAUGUUGUACAUCGUCUUCAUGUUGGGCUCAUGCGCUUUCUUCUCAAAGACAUGGAUCGAUGUGUCAGGCAGCUCAGCUAAAGAUGUUGCCAAACAAUUGAAGGAACAACACAUGGUUAUGCGUGGUCACCGUGAAAACUCAAUGAUCCACGAAUUGAACCGAUACAUCCCAACUGCUGCUGCCUUCGGUGGUUUGUGCAUCGGUGCAUUGUCCGUGUUGGCCGAUUUUUUGGGAGCCAUCGGUUCGGGAACCGGUAUCUUGUUAGCCGUCACCAUUAUUUACCAAUACUUUGAAAUCUUUGUCAAAGAACAAUCGGAGAUGGGUGGCAUGAGCACACUUCUAUUCUAAAGCAAUUGUCAUCUUUAAAAUAGAAGUAAGCGUAUGUAGAACAUUAAAACAACAACAGCAUCAAAUGAUGAGGAAAUUUGAUUUGAGGAAGGAAAUAACAAUAAUAUGGAAUGAUAACGAAGAGUUAAACAGAUUUACAAUACUGGGAGCUAAACGAAUAUCACAAUUCAAAUUCAUCAAACAAACAACCACACACACGCGCAUUUGACAUUUCCGUCAACUCAACUCAUUAGAAAGUACCAUCAAUUUAUUAUAAUUUAAAGAGUAAAUCAUUUUUUUAAUUAAUGUGUAAAAUGUGUACAACUGUAAGAAGUGUUCAAGCGUAAUGAAAAAAAAUGAAAUCAUUUAGGCGAAUAAAUGUUGAUUAAAAACCGAUUGUACUGAAAUAAAACCAAACAGUUCUUUUGAAUUGAACGAGUGUCGAGUGUGCGAAUGGGUUCAGAGUUGAAUAUAUUUCGUUUGGAUUUUUUUCCAGCAAACAAACAACACCUUGCUGUUUUGUUGCUCUCUUUUUAUCGCUUCUGACAACGAAUUUCAUUCAACUUUUCAUUUGAUUGCCCAAAAUGUUCGAUACAUCCAGAGAUUUCUGCAAUUUUCUUUCACCCUAGGCUAAGAGAAUUAAGAAUGAAAACCUCAAAAAAUGUACUAUAAAGACAAGCUAUUUUCUAAUUUAUAUUAAAAUCUGAAAUAUUUUCAACAAAAA
Sitodiplosis mosellana (orange wheat blossom midge) is the source of this 2545-nucleotide messenger RNA. RefSeq names its product protein transport protein Sec61 subunit alpha (gene Sec61alpha). Gene Ontology annotation, molecular function: ribosome binding; signal sequence receptor activity; transmembrane protein transporter activity. Lineage: Eukaryota; Metazoa; Arthropoda; Insecta; Diptera; Cecidomyiidae. Bases 412 to 1842 code for a protein of 476 amino acids. The transcript has 4 exons. Gene Ontology annotation, biological process: post-translational protein targeting to membrane, translocation; SRP-dependent cotranslational protein targeting to membrane, translocation. Gene Ontology annotation, cellular component: membrane; Sec61 translocon complex. The record is from RefSeq and is a predicted model, not a curated record.